AGGAGAGCAUCCGCCCACAAAAGCCACAGCAAUUUUAGUGUGCCUCAAAUGCAAUUGUGCAUCAAAAAAGUGAAUUUCGGGAAAUGUCGUGAGUGAAUUCCGCCGAAUAAUCUCAUACAAAUACUUCCGCGACAGAUUUAAAAAGAGAGCGAAAUCGCCCAGGCACGCUGGUUUGGCAUUCAUAGAUAUUUAAAUGGCAGUGGGUGGGCCCUCGCGCAGACGGAGAUCUCUGACAGACCUGCACAUAUAUCCGCGGAGGGAUAUUAGUUAAUUCCGGAUCUAACAGCAGAGAUAGGCCCGGUUUCGACGCACACGGGACCGCCGCUGCUCGACCCGAUUCACGCGGACUCGCUUGGGAUUUUGUGCUCCGUUAUUGAAGGGUGUUUUUGCAUUGGCACCGCCCUUCCUGGCGGGGUGGGUCCGUGCGUCAGAGCUGCGCCACAGUCCGCGGCCGCUGGAGCAAAUAGGCCGUCCUUCUGCUGGGCUGUUGCCUGCCUUCUGCCUGCCUUCCUCGGCGUCCGGCCUUUUUUUCUCUUAAACAACUCCUCUCCGGGUUUUAUUAAUGCGGAAUGAGUGAUCAAAAAAAAGAAGCCAUGGCCACAGAUGAAGGGAAAGCCAGUGGAGGUGAAGAGGGUACGAAAGGGAAAAGUUCUGGAUCACAGGAUGCACAACCGUCUCCUCUCGCAUUGCUCGCAGCGACGUGCAGUAAAAUAGGAGGUGUUGGCAGCGAGGGUCAGGCGAACACACAACAGCAGAUAAUAAUCGACCCGAACCAGGGUCUUCUUCAGCUCCAGAACCCCACGCAGCAGCUCGAGCUCGUUCCUGCACAGUUGACAGGAAACGGCUGGCAGAUCAUCGCAACUUCCCCUGCAACUGCAGCCAAGGACAACAUUGGCACUAACGUCAUAACCAAUGAAGGCGUCGCGGGGCGAAAGAUCAAGGCGGUCGGCUCGAAUAAUUCCCCUGGCGCACAGCAACAGCAACAGUUUCAAAUCAUCCAGGUGCAGAAUUUGCCGAACUCGUCAGGUGGGAUUCAGUAUCAGGUCAUCCCGCACCUUCAGACCGCGGAUGGACAGCAGAUCCAAAUAAGCCCCAGUAACCCCGCAGCUUUAAGCGUUCAGCCCGAGCAGAUCCAGCUCAUUCCCACCGGAAACAACCAAGCUAUUUUGGCCACGCCCCAAAGGACGGGAUCCACCAGCAUCGUCACUCAAAACCAGUCGAUUCCGCUUCAAAUCAGGCCGUCGUUUCCUCUGCAGCUGCAAACCAUUCAGGGUACGCAAACGCCGAUGGUGACCACGUUACCUAUUAACCUUGGCGGUGUGACUUUGGCUCUCCCGGUUAUCAAUAACGUAGCGGGAGCGGGAGGCUCGGUUCAACUGGUCCAGUCAGCCGACGGAAGUAUUUCCAAUGGAAACCAGCUGAUAGCAACGACUGUCACUAGCGCAGCAGAAUCCUCCGGCGUUUCAACCUGCACGACGACUGCGACGGGCACCAAUUCGGUCGUUGUGACCUCUACGGAUGGCGUGACGUUAUCCACAGCGUCCGUCGGAGCCCCCGAAACCCAGAAGGACGGUCAGUCGGGGGACGCAGACGCUCAGUCCAACGGCCUCCAACCUGCAUCCGAUCAGACCGGCCAAAUCCAGCAGUUUCAAAUCGUGGGGCAUCCGGUUCUCCAGCAGAUCCAGAUCCAGUCGCCCCAGCAGCAGCAGCAGUUGGUCCAGGGCUCCAUCCAGAUCCAGCCCGGCCAGACUUUACAACCGCUGCAGCAGAACCUCCAGCUUCAGGCCUUCCAGAACCCCACGCAGGUUCUGAUCCGCACGCCCACGCUCACCCCGUCAGGCCAGAUCAGCUGGCAGACCGUCCAGGUCCAGAACGCAGGGAUGCCCCAGCAGCUGACGCUCGCGCCCAUGGCGUCGAACGCAGGAGGCGGGACCUACGCUCAGAUCGCCCCGCUGACGCUCGGAGGCUCGCCAAUCACGCUCACCGCGGCCCAGCUGCCCUCCGGCACCGGCGUGCAGACGGUGAACAUCGCGGGUUUGGGCGCGGCUGGAGUCCAGGUGCAGGGCCUCCCGCUCACCAUCACCGGCGUGCAAGGUCAGCAGCAGGGUCAAGAUGGGGUCAAAGUUCAGUCCACCCCAGUGACGGUCACUGUGGGCAACAUCAGCAGCACGACCCUGAACGCAGUGAGCCCAGACCAGAUGGGACAGGUCCAAAGCCCGUCGGACCAGGAGGGUCAGCCCAGCAAGAGGCUGCGCAGGGUGGCCUGCUCCUGCCCGAACUGCAGGGAUGGAGAGGGGAGAAACAACAGUGACCCCUCCAAGAAGAAACAGCACGUGUGUCACAUGGAGGGUUGCGGGAAGGUUUACGGAAAGACGUCUCACCUGAGGGCUCACCUGCGCUGGCACACGGGAGAGAGGCCGUUCGUCUGCAACUGGAUCUUCUGCGGGAAACGCUUUACCAGGAGCGACGAGCUACAGCGGCAUCGCAGGACGCACACAGGUGAGAAGAGGUUCGAGUGUCCGGAAUGUUCCAAGAGGUUCAUGCGCAGCGACCACCUUUCAAAGCACAUCAAAACCCACCAGAACAAAAAAGGUGGGGCGGCACUUACCAUCAUCACCACAGAUGAAAUGGAAGAGGAGGUGGACGAGGUCCUGGGCUCGCCGAGGAUCGUCACCGUGGCGUCGCUCUCGCAGGAUUCGAACCCGGCCACGCCCACGACUUCAAACAAUUUAGAGGAGGAGUUUGAGUAGCUUUCCCUCCAAAUUAUAUUAUCGUCGAAAAGCACCACGAUAUUGUUUGUUCUUUUGUUGAUAUGUUGAUUUGUUUAUGUUCUUCAUUCUUUUUCUAUUGACGAUGGACAACUCGAUUUUUCAUAUGGAAGUUUAAUACUAUUAAAUAUUCUGACAAAGAAUAAUCUAAAGGAGGAAAUAUGUAUGAGCUGUUAAGAGACAUAACACGCGCGUUUCGAGUAGCACAAGUUCCCAGAUGCUCCAGAAGAUGUCGCUAUGCACAAAAAAAAAAUGAUAUUUAUCUGUUUUCGCAGUGCUAUGAAAUAUACAGUCGGGGAUGAGAAUCUUGGAGCUUUGGUUUUUUCGCGUACGAUCAGGCUAGAAAGAUGAGCGUAUGUACACGUUUAGAGCCUCAGCACAACGCCGUCGAAUUGGCGAGCGCGUGUUGAUUAUCAGCAGUCAAACUUUUAUGUAGGAGAAACGAGAUUAUAGAGACGGGCUAUUUAAAGAAAAGCACAUUAGAUUUACAAAUAAUGCAUUCCAGUUACGAUUUCUUUAGAAAAAAUACAAAAAUAAAGGAGAAAGGAAAAGAAGUAGAAAAAAAAACACAAAAACAAUCUAGCUUUCUAAGACAUGCUAUGUUAAACGAAGGCAAUACUAUAAAGACAAUCUUUGUAAAACCAUGUUUACAUUACCGAGGGGUCGAAAAGGUUCAAGAAAAACACCUGAUCUCAAGUCAUAUAAACUGUACUCUGAUGCCUUAAAAACACUGCAGUACCGGAUGGGUGGGGGGACGUGGGGCUUCGACUGUGUUUUCAAACAUAUUCGAGUGCCCUUUUUAUACACUGACUGUGGCCACUAUGAUCCGCCCAGGUAAAGAUCCUCCCGACCCGUUAAUGUGUCCUCCUGUCGCCCCCGAUGACUUUAGUGCGCUCUCCAAAGAGAUUUGACCCCGUCACGUGCACCAAUCCCGGUACGGGACGUCUCCAGGUCACGGGAAACCACGAAGCCACUUAGAUGAGUUUGAUGUUCGGAAAUCCGUGGUGUGUGGCGUUCUUCUUCGUGAGGUUUAUGUUCUCCCGCUCUCGUUUAGUUUGGUUCGUUUUCAUUUCAAACCCAUUUUUUGGUUCUCGCACAACACGAGUACAUGCCACCUGUGUGUCUAAUUUAUUAUUUAUCCUUCUAUUAGUAUUUGCUAAUGUGUAUCGUGCGCUGUUAAUGCAGUUAUGACGUGCUGCAUGGUUCAUUUCCUCUAACGAUCUCUAUUUAGUAACGAUUUGCUAUUUCUAAACGUGGUCCUUUUAGAAGUAAAACCAUGGCUUUUUAAUUUAUCUGAAGUUUCCCACCAUGACGUGUUUCAAAUGGAGAAUUAAAAAAAAAAAAGUUUAAAAAGAAAUGGUUGAAACCAAACAAUUAUAAAUAGAUGUUUUUGGUAAUAUUUUCUGUGGCGAGCGAUUUUUUUCUUUAAUCUUUUCUAGUGACACCUCAUUUGUAAAUCAUUUUUCUAAGAUGUUCCUUUGUCCUCAUGGCAUUUGAUAAUGAAUUUUUUUGCCAGGUUAGCCUGAAAGGCUGCAGUUUAUUGAUAUUUUUAAAACAACUUUGUACAAACGUGUUAUGUUAAUGGGUAAACAAAAAAAAAAAAAGAGGAAAAAGAAAAAAAAUCUUUGCCUGCAUAACACUUGAAAUUAAAGUGAGUAAUUCUGUCUUAAAUGUU
Messenger RNA from Pimephales promelas (fathead minnow), 4443 nucleotides. RefSeq names its product sp4 transcription factor (gene sp4). Gene Ontology annotation, biological process: regulation of transcription by RNA polymerase II. Lineage: Eukaryota; Metazoa; Chordata; Actinopteri; Cypriniformes; Leuciscidae. Gene Ontology annotation, molecular function: DNA-binding transcription factor activity, RNA polymerase II-specific; RNA polymerase II cis-regulatory region sequence-specific DNA binding. The record is from RefSeq and is a predicted model, not a curated record.